GGGGAGAGAGAGACAGAGAGAGAGAGAGAGAGAGAGAGAGAGAGGAGAGGACAGGCUGCAGUUGGGAGCCUCCUCCAGUGAUCACACACCUCCUCACAUGACAGCAGCACCUCCUCGCUCUGCAAGAUGACUUCGUUCAGCACGCGAGCGUUGACGCUGCUGUCAUCCAUAUUUGGAGCAUGCGGGCUGCUGCUGGUGGGCGUGGCCGUGUCCACAGACUACUGGCUGCUGAUGGAGGAGGGUGUGGUCCUGCAGCAGAACCAGACCACCGAGGUCAAGAUGGCGCUGAACUCGGGCCUGUGGCGUGUCUGCUUUGUGGCGGGACCCGAGAAGGGCCGCUGUGUGGCGUCUGAGUACUUCAGUGAGCCUGAGAUAGAGAUCACCACAGAGAACACGGCCAACAUUCUCAAAAUGGUGCGGACAGCCACGCCUUUCCCUGUGGUGUCGCUGCUCUUCGUCUUCAUCGCCUUCGUCAUCAGCAGCAUCGGACACAUCCGGCCUCAGCGGACAAUCCUGGCCUUUGUCUCCGGAAUAUUCUUCAUCCUAUCUGGUCUGAGCCUGGUGGUUGGCCUGGUCUUGUACAUUUCCAGCAUCAAUGAUGAAGUGAUGAAUCGACCCAGGGAGGCCGAACAGUUCUUCCACUAUCGCUACGGCUGGUCCUUUGCCCUCGCCGCCUCCUCCUUCCUGCUCAAAGAGGGUGCAGGCGUGAUGUCGGUGUACCUCUUCAUGAAGCGCUAUGCGGAGGAGGAGAGCUACAGGCCGCACCCCGCCCUCUACCGCCCCCGCAUGUCUGACUGCAGCGACUACAGCGGUCAGUUCCUCCACCCCGACUCAUGGCCGCCGCCUCAGCGUGGUCGCAGCCCGUCCGACGUCUCCUCGGACAUUUCCAUCCAGCUAAACCAAGCCACGCCCUCUCGGGCCCAGGCCGCCCGGGCCAUGUUCUCCUCCUCCUCGGGGCCCUCGUCUUCUGCCAGCUACCACUUCCAGCCCGCCACUUCCUACCCGCACCCUUUCCAUCAGUCCGCCACAUCCACCAUGCCGCGGGCGUCCCACCCCCCUAUGGGCUACCACCUGCCCCAGUCCCUGCCUAUGGCGGCGCCGCCCGCCGCUGUUCUUCCGCCACGUUACCACACACAUAUGCGGCUUAGCGCCUCGCCAUGCUAGUCUGCGUGGGAGAGGCAGCGUGCACGCACACACACACACACACACACACACACACACACACACACACACACACACACACACACACACACACACACACACACACACACACACACACACACACACACACACACAUUGUUACACUCUGUCACUGCGUGGGAGGAGCAGAGCAAAACGAGGAAAUACAAGAGGGAGGGGCAGGUGGGCGGAGAGAUAGAUUACCGCCGCCGAGACGAAAACGUUCACAAGGAUGGACGCCUUCAUUAUUACACACUGGAGACAGGAAGUGGACUUUUCUCAUUCAGAACUUUCAUCAUCAUCAACCUCAUAAUAAACACAUUUUCAUCCUCACCCCGAUGAUCAUCACGUCUGCAUCCAGGCUUUACGAGGUGACUUCAGCAGGGACCCUAUUGAUGAGGCUGAAGUCAAAGGUCAAAUCAGGGAUUAUUACUUUGAAUGGACGACGCUGGAGCCAGCUGGGGUCAAAGGUCAUCCUGGCAGUAGCAAAACACACACUGGUAAAGAGGUGUAAGGUUUUUUUUUAUGUCUUUUACUUCAACAUGUUCUCUUCCGUCCAGUCGUGUGAGUGGGAGCUCAGAGGUCAUGUGUGCGUGGCUGUUAAUAAAGAGGCUGACAAAGAUCAUAUUAAUCAUAAUUACACGUGUUGUCGUCAUUGAAGCGCAUGUAGAAGGUGUAAAAAAUUAUACUUUUGGUUUUAGUCCCACAAUAAUGUGACAAAAUCUCCUCAUUAGCAGUAGAGAGAGUCAGCUCCAGCUCGUGGUGCCCAAGAUCAGACUUAAAUCCAGAGGAGACAGGGCCUUCUCUGUGGUCGGCCCUAAGCUCUGGAAUACUCUGCCCCUCCAUGUUCAAACCGCUCCCACAGUGGAGUGUUUUAAGUCUCAUCUUAGGACCCACUUUUAUUCUUUGGCUUUUAACACUACGUGAGUUGUGUGGUCCUCUGUCUUCUGUUGUCCUCUAUGUUUUUUUUUUUAAUAAAUGUUGAUUUCUAUUUACUGUUUUAAUUGGUUUUUCCCUUUAAAAUCGUUUUUAAUCAUAUUUAUUUUUAUAUUGUUUUUAUAUUGGUUUUAUAUUUAUUUAUUUUUUGUUUUUAUUCAGUCAUUGGUGGAGCUAAGGAUAAUAUUUGAACAUUGUUUUUAAUAUUGUUUUUAAUAUUGCUGUGCGGCACUUUGGAAACAUUUUUAUUGUUUAAAUGUGCUAUAUAAAUAAAGUGUAUUGGAUUGGAUUGGAUUAGAAGAAGACAUCUUUAGUGACAGUUGAUGUCUCAGUCAGCAGGGGGCAGUGUAGCAGAAGUCAUUUGAUUAAAGACAGGAAGUUGCACAGCUUGU
Molecule: messenger RNA, 2507 nt
Organism: Entelurus aequoreus (snake pipefish)
Lineage: Eukaryota; Metazoa; Chordata; Actinopteri; Syngnathiformes; Syngnathidae
Product: voltage-dependent calcium channel gamma-7 subunit-like
Exons: 6
Coding region: 127-1164 (345 amino acids)
Biological process (GO): neurotransmitter receptor transport, postsynaptic endosome to lysosome; positive regulation of synaptic transmission, glutamatergic; neurotransmitter receptor internalization
Cellular component (GO): AMPA glutamate receptor complex; postsynaptic density membrane
Molecular function (GO): channel regulator activity; voltage-gated calcium channel activity
Source: RefSeq, a predicted model, not a curated record